AUGGCGCUACGCACCAAUGGAUUUGUGCCACCAUCCACUCAAAAGGGUCUCGUUAUGGACGAAAAGGAACAGCUCUUUGUGUGGAACGAGGCCCCUUGCCCUAUUUUGCCUCGCGACCAAGCUCUCGUGCGCAUCGAAGCUGUUGCUCUUAACCCGAGCAACACAAAAAUGAAGACAGACUUUGCUAACCCAUUUGCGAUCAUGGGUGCUGAUUUUGCUGGCACAGUUGUUGCAGUGGGGCCAGAUGUAGUUGGCGUUGGAGUUGGUGAUCGGGUGUGUGGAGCACAAAACGAGAUGUUCAAGUAUACGCCAGAACAAGGGGCGUUUGCUCAGUAUACCGUGACGCGCGGCAAAAUGUGGAUGAGGGUUCCAGACGCAUGGACCAUAGAAUCAGCCGCGUCGAUACCUGUGGGAAUAUGCACCGCUGGUCUAGCUAUAAAAUCGCUAGGCUUACCAUUGCCAAACGAACCUGUUGCGAAAGCCAAACAUGUGCUCGUUUACGGCAGUAGUACUGCGACGGCAACAAUUGCUAUGCAACUGCUAAGACUCGCGGGCUUGAUCCCAAUAGGGAUUUGUUCUCCAAAACAUUUCGAUUUGUCGAGGAAGAAUGGUGCUCAGGACGUAUUCGAUCGCUUCGACAAGGACGUUGCGCAAAAGAUUAAAGCUCACACGCGAAACAACUUGAAAUAUGCAUUGGACUGUAUUUCUACCGUUGAGUCUACAACCGUGUGCUUUAACGCAAUGGGGCGCGCGGGAGGAAACUACGUUGCACUCGAGCCAUUCCCUGAGCAUGCCGCAACCCGUGCGGUAGUGACCAAAGACUUCGUUGUCGGUCCCUGUAUCUUUGGCGAAGGCUGUACGUAUCCAGCGCCAUAUGGUCGCGAGCCGGAUGACAAGAUGCGUGCAUUGGGCGUUGAGUUGUGGGAAGUUGCGGAGAGACUGGUGCAUGAGGGCAAACUCAACCACCAUCCCGUCCGCAUAUUAGAAGGUGGAUUCGAAGGUAUCCGGAAGGGCCUGGAGUUGCUCACGCACAAGGGUGUAUCAGGAGAGAAGAUUGUAGUCCGAAUGGAAAGCUGA
Molecule: messenger RNA, 1077 nt
Organism: Colletotrichum siamense
Lineage: Eukaryota; Fungi; Ascomycota; Sordariomycetes; Glomerellales; Glomerellaceae
Gene: mlcG-1
Product: Deshydrogenase mlcG
Exons: 3
Coding region: 1-1077 (358 amino acids)
Molecular function (GO): oxidoreductase activity, acting on NAD(P)H
Source: RefSeq, a predicted model, not a curated record